Haliotis rubra (blacklip abalone) is the source of this 1338-nucleotide messenger RNA. RefSeq lists its product as uncharacterized. Gene Ontology annotation, molecular function: protein binding. The transcript has 5 exons. Lineage: Eukaryota; Metazoa; Mollusca; Gastropoda; Lepetellida; Haliotidae. The record is from RefSeq and is a predicted model, not a curated record. Bases 26 to 1138 code for a protein of 370 amino acids.
UCACGUGACUCUAACUAGACUCAAAAUGGCGACGUCUACGAUAAGCGAAGACGAAGAAGGUAGAACAGAACGACCGGGUACUGAGCAAACGGUGUACAUAUCUGAGGAAAUGGAGCGAUGGAACUGUUUGAGAAAUAGCCUGGGUUUGGAAGAAAAGGACAACCCAGUUGUUGCCAAAUACUUGCUGGAUUUGUACAGCAACGUGGGAAGUAAAGCCAUUCAGCGUAACAACCCUUCAGUUCCCAGCUGGUCUCCCCCAGACUCACCCCCAGGCUCACCCCCAGGCUCACCGGGCCUCGUCACUGACUCGGGUGUUGAGGAAACAGGGAAGAAGAGAAUUGAGGAUGUUGCAUCAAAAAUUAAAAAAAGAAAGCUAAAUGAUUGUCAAGAUUCUCCAUCCACUGUGUCAGAACCACCUCCUGCCUCCAUCACGAGCAGUGCAGUGGCCAGCCACAUUGUGUUCAAGGAGCUGGACAAGCACUCAAUUCUCCUGAUGUCCAGACACCCUGUGGUCAGCCUGGUCAACGACCAACAGAUCCUCCACCUAGACUCUGCCAUGACUUUGUCUCAAGAAAACAGUCGUAAAUGGAAACAGUUUUGUGCUGCCAAUCGUGACGGGAAGACCAGCGUCCUGCCCGGCCUGUACAAGCUGUGGCAAGAGAACAAGUACCUGGAUGCUGUCCUUGUGGUCAACCGGCACAGGGUCGCUCUUCACAAGAUCCUGCUCAUUGGGGCCUCUCCAGUACUAAGUGGCGAGUUUGAACAUGAGCCCAUCCAUGACAUGAACGAGUACAGACUAGAAAUAGACAACGCUGAGAUGAACAACACUGUUUUGGUGUCCCUGGUACGCUACCUGUACACCGGACUGCUAGUGUGUAGUCCACGCCAACAGAUGGCGCUGCAUAGGCUAGCCAGACUACUGAAGAUCGACAGGUUGUGUGCCAUGUGCAACAAAGUGAAGCAUGCUGGGAGUGCAGACAGGAAGUCAGUUAGGCAUGCAAUACAUGACGUCCCUGUCAGUAGUGAACACAGCGUAUCUCAGUUAGGGAAUGGACAAGUAUUGAGCAGUAACAGAUUGGUCAGUACAGGAAUGCCAUCCCACACUGCUGACAAUGUCAGUAAUGGCUGUUCUGGAUGAGAUGGACGUUUACCAAGCUAUGUGUUCAAAGUGAUGUCAAGUUUCAUCCAUAGAUCCAAGUUUCAUCCACAGAAGGUCACUUCAGAAGUCUAAGUGACCUAGAACUGUCGAGUAUAUGCGAAUGAGGAGUGAGUUCUUGAGUCAUCAGAUGUCAUCUUUACAGAAAGAUUCAGCUUCAUUUCCUCGCCACCUUUAUUCAG